CACUCUCCCUCUAUCUCUCUUUCCCACACACAAACCAAAACAAGAUCCAAAAGAAAAUGGCCCUCGUAAAGCUACUUGUGACCAUCGCAAUAACAACCGCAAUCACAAUCGCAGUCAUCACCACCAGAACCACCACCACCGUGGAACGCACGAGCUUUGAUGCACCGAGAACGCAAACUACAAGGCCGAGCAGGUUCUUGGCUCAGAAGGAAGUAGGCGAGCGAAGCCCUAGCGCGGCGGACCAUUGCAACAAGGAUCCUGAGAUAUGUAGCCUCUACGGAGGGGGAGGAAGCAACUCGACGGUGACGUGCUGCAACAACAAAUGCAUUGACGUGGCCAGUGACGACAAGAACUGUGGCGCGUGUAAGAACAAGUGCAAGUUCUCACAGACGUGUUGUCAAGGCCAAUGCGUUUACUUGAGUUACGACAAACGCCACUGUGGACAAUGUAACCAUUCGUGUGAGCAGGACGAGUUAUGCGUCUACGGUCUCUGUAACUACGCGUGAUCGAUCCAUCGGGUGGUGGCGUAUUCUACUAAUUAAGUACUAACAAAGAAACUAAAGCUAA
Messenger RNA from Brassica oleracea var. oleracea, 567 nucleotides. Its product is annotated as stigma-specific STIG1-like protein 1. The transcript has a single exon. Bases 57 to 506 code for a protein of 149 amino acids. The record is from RefSeq and is a predicted model, not a curated record. Lineage: Eukaryota; Viridiplantae; Streptophyta; Magnoliopsida; Brassicales; Brassicaceae.